This is a messenger RNA of Dentiscutata erythropus, 1638 nucleotides long. The record is from the annotation of a GenBank genome assembly. Lineage: Eukaryota; Fungi; Glomeromycota; Glomeromycetes; Diversisporales; Gigasporaceae.
AUGGUUUCUGGCAGCACAUCCAAAAAGAAAACCUGCAAUAAUCCCAACCUUGAGGGUGUGAUGAGCAGACAACUCUCACCACCACAGUAUAGGCACGUUAGAAACGAAUCAACAGAUUCAGUUGCAACUACAGCGUUUUCUAUAGACAGCGAGGACAGUGACAACGGAAAAGGUAGUAAUAAAAAGCCUUUUAAAUUAGUAAACGCAAAAAAGCCCGAUUAUUAUAAACGAAAUAGGGUUAACAGUAUCGUUCCUGAGUAUUAUUACGCAGACGAUAACGGUAUUCCAAUUAAUAACAAAAUGAGAAAUUCAUCAAAAAAUGAUAAACGAUCAUGCUUUUCUAAAUUUCAAUUUUGGAAAAAGAAUAGAAACGAAGAGAUCCCACCUCCAGCCACAACAAAAGAUAAAAAAAGGAGAAGAGGAUGUAAAACAUUUCUGUUGAUUUUACUUAUUUUGUUGUUUUUAGUAGUGUUAGGAAACCUUUUAGCGUUAGAUAUUUUAAUUCCAAAAUUACAACAAAUGAUUACACCAAGUCCUUCAGGAAUAAAUGGAAUAAAUAAUACAGCACCGUCACAAUUAGACCUGAGAAUCAAAACGAUUACGUGUUUAACUUUGUUUAGUGCGAUCGGAAGUACGCAACCAAAACAAUAUCCAUGUGAAUUUUGCGCAGACGACCCAAAUGCGUUUUAUAACGUUACAACAUUUUGUGUAUUGAAAGGAAUCUGGGCCAAUACAGUUAAUCAAACAGGUCUAGAGACUAAUCUGAAAUGGAUGGGUGAUAACAAUUUCUGUCAAUGGAUUGGAGUAAAAUGUGACUCUUCCAAUAACAUAAUUUCAUUAGUACUUACGUCGCCAAAUAUUCCAAAUACAUUAUCAAACGACAUAGGAAAACUUACAACUCUCCAAAGCUUUACCAUUAACGGAGGCACAACGAUACCAAACGGACCAAUUCCUACAAGUUUGUUCCAAUUACCGAACAUGAACACAUUGACAAUUACAUCAACAUCGCUUUCAGGGCCUAUACCUGACACAUUCGAUAAAAUGCCUGCUCUAAAGACAUUAUCAUUACAAAGUAAUCCACAACUUGGUAAAACUAUACCAUCAUCUAUUGGAUCAAUUACUCUUAAUAAUCUAAUAAUUAACGGGCAGGGAAUCUCAGGAACUGUUCCAGAUUUUAUUGGAAAUAGUAAAAUGCUGCAAAAAUCUCUACAGACUUUAGUGUUGGGAAUCAAUCAAUUAUCGGGAUCCAUUCCUACAACCAUUGGAUCCGCCACAUUUCAAAAAACCAUAAAUCAAUUGGAUUUUGGUAAUAAUACGCUAACGGGAACCAUUCCUGAUUCACUAUCGCAACUGUCAAAUUUGCAAUUUUUGUAUUUGGGCAAUAAUCAACUUAGUGGGCAGAUUCCUACAUCAUUGACAACAUUGACGAAUUUGAAAGAAUUAUUCCUAAAUAAUAACAAAUUGAGUGGAAAUAUUCCUGAUGCUCUUGGAAAUCUUACUUUAACAAGAUUAUUACUUUCUGGAAAUACGUUAACGGGAACGGUUCCUAACAGUAUAUGCCAGAAAUCAUUCAUAACAUGUGAUUUGACCCUCAAUAAUUUAACUGCAUCUACAACAAACUGUACUUGCAAUGUUUAG